UAUUCCUCCUCCACCCAAUUAUUUCCUCCAUUUCCAUCUCUUCCUCCUCUCUUCAUCUUCCAUCAUCUUCCAUCAUCUCCAUCUCCAUCUCCAUCUCCCUCUUCCCCCUCCUCAUUUCCUCAUCCAUCUCUUUUCACAAAUUUAACCAACCAUACAAUAAUACAAACUAAUUUAAUCUCCUUCUUCUUCUGAACCCCUACAGAUUCUUCCUUUCUCUCUCCCCCUUCUCUUCCAUUUCAUAUUUUCCUCUCUCCUCCCACCAUGGUGUCCGCCAUGCUUUUGUCUUCCUUUUCACCUUUUACUUCCUCAAAUUAGUGACUCAAGCUGAUUCUGCAUACUCAUCUCCCAAGGGAUGGUGGGUAACCUGGGAAACCUCUGCUAGGGCAUGAAAACCAUCAACGCUCUUUCCGCCAUCACACCUCCCCCUUUGCCCAUCGACUUUAACGUUUCUCUCCUAGUGAUUGGAGAGCUGAAAGAUGGACAGGACAAGACUGGAUUUAAGUGUUCAUCAUUCAGUAUCGACACAAUCAGAGGAAUCUGCCUUGGAUUUAGAAAGGAACUACUGCAGUCAUCUUAAUAUGCCUUCAUCAAGUCCAUCGCCUAGUCAAUGCUUUGCUCCGGGUAGUCAGCUGUCUGAGACCAAUGCUGCUUACUUUUCAUGGCCCACUUCCAGCCGUUUAAACGACGCUGCAGAAGAUAGAGCAAACUAUUUUGGGAACCUUCAGAAAGGAGUGCUUCCUGAAAUUCUAGGCCGGCUGCCCACUGGGCAGCGAGCUACUACUUUGCUUGAGUUAAUGACCAUAAGGGCAUUUCAUAGCAAGAUCUUGCGUCGUUUUAGCCUUGGAACUGCAAUAGGAUUCCGAAUCCAGAAGGGCAUGCUGACAGAUAUCCCUGCUAUUAUUGUCUUUGUUGCACGCAAAGUUCACAGGCAGUGGCUCAGUGAUGUUCAAUGUCUACCUGCUGCACUUGAGGGACCUGGAGGUAUAUGGUGCGAUGUUGACGUUGUGGAGUUCUCCUAUUAUGGUGCUCCGGCAGCUACUCCUAAAGAAGAAGUAUACACAGAGCUUGUUGAUGGCCUGAGGGGAAGCGAUCCAACAAUUGGUUCUGGUUCCCAGGUUGCUAGCCAAGAAACUUACGGGACUUUGGGUGCAAUUGUCAAAAGCCGGACGGGAACCCAGCAAGUUGGUUUCCUUACGAACCGGCAUGUUGCAGUUGAUUUAGACUACCCUAGUCAGAAAAUGUUUCAUCCUUUGCCUCCCAGCCUUGGACCUGGUGUAUAUCUGGGUGCUGUGGAGAGAGCAACAUCGUUUAUCACUGAUGAUGUCUGGUAUGGCAUCUUUGCUGGAACAAAUCCAGAAACAUUUGUGCGAGCUGAUGGCGCGUUCAUUCCAUUUGCUGAAGAUUUCAACAUGAAUAAUGUCAUUACAUUUGUAAAAGGUGUUGGUGAGAUUGGUGAUGUCAACAAAAUAGACCUGCAAUCUCCAAUCAACAGUCUUAUUGGACGAAAGGUGAUCAAGGUUGGAAGAAGUUCUGGCUUGACCAGAGGGACUAUAAUGGCAUAUGCCCUUGAGUAUAACGAUGUAAAAGGGAUUUGUUUCUUCACUGACUUUCUUGUUGUUGGAGAUGACCAACAGACGUUUGACCUUGAAGGUGACAGUGGAAGCCUUAUUCUUUUAACUGGUCUGGAUGAGGAAAAGCCACGUCCUGUCGGGAUUAUCUGGGGAGGAACAGCUAAUCGAGGUCGACUGAAAUUAAAAGUUGGUCAGCCACCAGAGAAUUGGACCAGUGGAGUUGAUCUUGGACGCCUUCUUGAUCUUCUUGAGCUCGAUCUUAUUACUACAAAUGAUGGUUUACAAGCUGCAGUGCAUGAACAAAGGAAUAAUUCAGUUGGAGGGAUUGAUUCUACUGUUGCAGAGUCUUGUUUUGAUCGGAUGCCGUUAACAUACAGACUUGAGGAGAACUCUGAGCCACUCGGUUUAAGUGUCCAGCGAAUUUCCCCUGAAGGUGAAUCCUCCCAGGGGCUGAUCUCACCUUUUAAGCAUGCUGCAUUGCAGAUAGAAAAUGGGUUUGAGAUAACUCCGAGCGUUGAACUCCAAUUUAUACCAAGGUUAGCCAGCAGCUCUCCACUGCAUCAGAAGAACGAAGAAAGGCAAGAGUUGAAAAAUCUGUCCACCCUGAGGAAUGGCUAUGACGGUGAGGUAUCAGUUUCGCUGCGGUUGGGUGAGCCAGAAGCAAAGAGAAGGAAGCACUUGGAUUCUCUUUCAAGUAUCAAAGAGUCAUCACCAUGAGUGCGGAAUAAGAAGAUAGAUUCAAUUUGGUACUGAAAACUGAAAUAAGUUUUAAAUGGUUAUAUCUCCGUUACUGGGUUCAGAUCAUUUUGCCGCCUAUUUAGAUCUAUAAAUUGGGACUGCCACAUUACAAAGGUUGAAGCCUCAAGGUGGGAGUGCCAUUCUUUUAAAUGCCCUGUGCAGUGAAAGCCUUGAGGUUAGUUUUCAGUUCAUACAACAUAUUAUGGGUGAAAGGUAUCUAUGCCGGUCUUCAGCAUCUAAUUUUCUAUUUUCCUGAACCAACUAGAGAAUGGUGAAGACCUUGUUCCAUAGCUACUUUCGGGAAGGAAAAAAAAAGUAAAAAAAAAGAAAAACAUAUAUAUAUAUAUAUAUAGAGAGAGAGAGAGAGAGAGAGAGAGAUAAAGUUAUCUGAAGCUAAAAAUGAAAAUGUUACAAUAUAUUUGGAACCCAAUAAAAGAGCCCCCCUUUUCGGCCA
Molecule: messenger RNA, 2763 nt
Organism: Cucurbita pepo subsp. pepo (vegetable marrow)
Lineage: Eukaryota; Viridiplantae; Streptophyta; Magnoliopsida; Cucurbitales; Cucurbitaceae
Product: protein NARROW LEAF 1
Source: RefSeq, a predicted model, not a curated record